Chelonoidis abingdonii (Abingdon island giant tortoise) is the source of this 1192-nucleotide messenger RNA. The record is from RefSeq and is a predicted model, not a curated record. NCBI's taxonomy places the organism in Eukaryota, Metazoa, Chordata, Testudines, Testudinidae.
UUGUCUUCUUUCCCCUGUUCAGGGUUUCCAGUUUCUAAACCUGAUGUCACCUUGCAGCUGGAACAAGAGGAAGAGCUGUUGUCCCCAGAUCUCCAGGGCUCAGAGGAAAGAGAAAUCCUGAGAGGCAUCUGCACAGCAGGUGCUAGACAGGGGAGUGAGACCGUGGAGCAGAAUCCUCAGCAGGAAGAUGAUGAGGAAGUGGAAUCACAUGGUGCAUUAUUGCAAAGAUGCAAAGGGAGUGUGUCCAGGAGUAGUGAUGAGGGAAAAGCCUGUGAUAGUCAGCACAUUCCGGAGAGGUGGCAGGGAAACCAGCCAACACAGAAAGUUGGUCAAUCUGUUUAUUAUCAGGGAACUCAUAACGGUCUCAAUGAAACCACGGCCCAGCAGAUAAUCCCCAGGGGAGAGAGAUAUAACACAUGUGUUGAGUGUGGGAAAAAGUUCAGUAGGUGCUCACACCUUAUUAGACAUCAGAGAAUCCACACAGGGGAGCGACCCUAUGAAUGCUGUGAGUGUGGGAAAACCUUUGCUCGGAUCUCAACCCUUAAUAAUCAUCAGAGGAUCCACACAGGGGAGAAACCCUAUGGAUGCUGUAAGUGUGGGAAAACCUUCACUGAGCGCUCAAACCUUAUUCAACAUCAGAGGAUCCACACGGGGGAGAAACCCUAUGAAUGUUGUGAGUGUGGGAAAACCUUCACGCUCAGCUCUCAUCUUAUUAGACAUCAGAGAAUCCACAAAGGAUUGAGACCCCAUGAAUGCUGUAAGUGCGGAAAAACCUUCACUGAGCGCUCAAAUCUUGUUCAACAUCAGAGGAUCCACGCAGGGGAGAAACCCUAUGAAUGUUGUGAGUGUGGGAAAACCUUCACACGCUGCUCAACCCUUAUUAAACAUCAGAGAAUCCACAGAGGGGAGCGGCCCUAUGAAUGCUGCCAGUGUGGGAAAACUUUCACUCGGCGCUCACACCUUAUUAGACAUCAAAGGAUCCACACAGGAGAGAGACCCUAUGAAUGCCCCAAGUGUGGGAGAUUCUUCCGUCAGAGCUCAGCCCUUCUUUGUCAUCAGAGAAUCUGCAAGGGAGUUAAAGACCAUAAAAACGUUGUCUAGGGCUAAGAAAAGAUUUUGUUUUCCAUUUGCUAAUUCCCACAUACUGAACUUUAAAGAAGCAUUUGUGUCACUGUGGUCUCUCAGCUCCUCC